AGGGUGCGGGCGGGUGCCGGUGCCAUGGCGGCGGGCGGUGCGCUGUGCGGCUCCCGGGACGGCCCCGCUGGGUUCUGGGACUGGAACCAGACAUGGUACACAAACACCCCAAGACUCACCUGGUGCUUUGAGAGUACAGUCGUUGCCUGGAUCCCUUGUGCCUAUCUUUGGAUCUGUUUUCCCUUCUACUACUUGUACCUUCGACACACAAACAAAGGCUAUAUCAGAAUGUCCCGCAUCUUCAAAACCAAAAUGGCCCUUGGAUUCAUCCUGAUAACAUUAUGUUUUUCCAAUGUCUUCUUUGUACUGUGGGAAAUAAGCCACGGAACCCCACGGGCUCCAGCAUUCCUCCUUAGCCCUGCUGUGGUGGGAACCACAAUGGUCCUUGCCAUGUUCCUUACCCACAUGGAAAGAAUGAUGGGCAUCCAGUCUUCAGGCAUCCUGUUGAUUUACUGGCUGCUCUCAUUUGUAGCUGCAGUUGUGAUGUUUAGUUCCAAAGUCCAACAUGCCCUGGCAAAGGGCUUCCUGGAAGACCAUUUCCACCACAUUACAACUUACCUUUAUGUCAGCCUGGUGCUAGGAGAACUUGUGCUGUUCUGCUUAGUUGAUCACCCUCCCUUCUUUGCUAAAGCUGUCAACAGUCUGAAUCAGUGUCCAGAAGCCAGCACCUCUUUUCUUUCCAAAAUCACAUACUGGUGGUUCUCUGGGCUUGUCUGGAAAGGCUGUCGGCAGUCCUUGGGGGUAGAUGACUUGUGGCCAGUGAGGAAAGAAGACUCUUCUGAAGAAAUUGUUGCCAGGGCUGAAGGAGAGUUGAAGAAAUGUCUUAGCAGAACUCAGCAGAAAAUAGAGUCUGCCACAUUUAAAAAGAGUCAGAAGAGUGAAACUGGCACAGCAGAAGCUGAAGAGAUGGAGGUUCUACUGCAACCAGAGAUCAGUCCAAGCAGACCCUUACUGAAAGUGUUUUGGAGUAUGUUUGGAACCUACUUCCUUCUUGGCACUGCCUGCUUGGUUAUCUGUGAUGUCUUCUUGUUCUCCAUCCCAAAAUUACUGAACCUUUUCCUGGAGUUCAUUGAAGAUCAGGAAGCACCCAGCUGGCAUGGUUAUUUCUAUGCCUUCACUAUGUUCCUUUUGGCUUGUCUCCAGACUCUGUUUGAACAACGAUACAUGUACAUAUGUCUCGUUCUGGGCUUGAGACUGAAAACUGCCGUAACAGGGCUUGUAUACAGGAAGAUCCUUGUUAUGUCAAAUGCUUCAAGGAAAGCAGCAACUGUAGGUCAAAUUGUGAAUCUGGUAUCUGUUGAUGUCCAAAAGCUAAUGGAUCUGAUUAUCUACUUUAAUGGGAUCUGGCUUGCUCCUAUUCGGAUUAUCAUCUGCUUUGUCUUCUUGUGGCAGCUUCUUGGACCAUCUGCCUUGGCUUCAAUUGCUGUGUUCCUUUUUCUUUUGCCUCUGAAUUUUGUGAUCACCAAGAAGAGGAGUCAGUUUCAGGAGAUCCAGAUGAAACAUAAAGAUGAGCGGGCCAAACUCACAAAUGCCAUUCUCAGUGACAUUAAAGUAAUCAAACUGUAUGGCUGGGAGAAAACCUUCAUGAAGAAAGUGCUUGGUAUCCGGAAGCAGGAACUUCAGGCUCUAAAACGAUCUCAGAUUCUCUUCUCAGCAUCUCUAGCUUCUUUCAAUUCAUCAACUUUCCUGAUUGCAUUUGUCAUGUUUGCUGUCUACACCCUGGUGGAUAACACACACAUCCUGGAUGCUCAGAAGGCCUUUGUAUCUUUAACUCUGAUCAACAUUCUCAACACUGCACACUCCUUCCUGCCAUUCUCCAUAAAUGCUACUGUCCAGGCCAAAGUUUCUUUAAACCGCUUGGCAGCUUUCCUGAACCUGGAAGAACUGAAUGCUGAGAGCUCAAGCAGAAACACUUCUGACUGUGGACAGGCAAGUAUCACCAUAAGAAAUGGAACUUUUUGCUGGAGCAAAGAAACUCCUCCAUGUCUUAGAAGGAUAGAUCUUACUGUGCCCCAAGGCUCCUUGCUUGCUGUAGUUGGCCAGGUGGGUGCUGGAAAAUCCUCUUUGCUGUCAGCAUUACUUGGUGAGCUGGAGAAGACAGAGGGCUCUGUGACCAUGAAGGAGCCUGCAGCUUAUGUCCCCCAGCAAGCCUGGAUACAAAAUGCUUCAGUGGAAGACAAUAUUCUCUUUGGGAAAGAGAUGGAUCAAACGUGGUUUAGCAGAGUCAUAGAUGCUUGUGCCCUGCAACCCGAUUUGGACAGCUUCCCUGUAGGGCAGAAGAGUGAAAUAGGAGAGAAGGGAGUCAAUAUAUCUGGAGGGCAGAAGCAAAGAGUGAACCUUGCUCGUGCCGUGUACCAGAAGGCUUCCAUUUACCUACUGGAUGACCCUCUCUCAGCUGUUGAUGCCCACGUUGGACAGCACAUUUUUGAACAUGUUCUUGGACCCAAUGGCUUACUGAAGGACAAGACUCGUGUGCUGGUAACUCACACAAUCAACAUUUUGCCUCAAGUGGACAACAUCGUUUUUCUAGUGGAUGGAACAAUCUCAGAAACUGGUUCCUACCAAGAACUUCUAGAGAGAAAUGGGGCAUUUGCAGAAUUUCUUCAUUCACACAUUACUGCAGAAGAGAAGGCUGGCACUGCUUUUUCAGCUACAGGAGAUACCAAAGGCACCAUCACUUCUACAAACGGCCCAUCACAAGAUAAACUCUUUAGGGACAAUUCAGUCAAACCUUCUGCCAUGGCAAGGGAGACCAUGCCUGUAAAUCAAGACUGUACCACUGCUGCAGUCAGCAAAGGAAGAUUACCCAAGGGAGAGAAAACUCAGCCUGGCAGGGUUAAUACCUCCAUUUAUGCAGCCUACCUGAAGGCAGCUGGCUUACCACUGUGUGUGUACAUCAUUCUGCUCUUCACAUGUCAGCAAGCUCUGUCAUUUGCUCGUGGUUACUGGCUCAGCAUGUGGACAGAUGACCCUGUUCACAACGGGACACGACAGCACACAGAGCUGAGAGUUGGAGUCUUUGGUGCACUAGGAGUCAUUCAAGCCCUUGGUAGAUUUGCCUCCACAGCAGCAGUCCUUCUGGGUGGUGUGUUGGCAUCAAACAAGCUGUUUCUGCAGCUGCUGAGGAACGUUGUGAGAUCCCCAAUGGUCUUCUUUGAGCAAACACCUAUUGGAAACUUGCUGAACCGCUUCUCCAGAGAAAUGGAUGCUAUUGACUCUGUGCUCCCUGACAAGCUGAAGUCCUUGCUGGGGUUCUUGUUCAACUUGCUGGAGAUCUACCUUGUGAUUAUAGUGGCUACACCAAGUGCAGCGAUGGCCAUAGUGCCCUUGACUGUCCUUUAUGGUGCAUUCCAGCACUUCUAUGUCAUCACCUCCUGCCAGCUGAGACGCAUAGAGGCUGCCAGCAGGUCACCCAUCUACUCCCACGUCUCAGAAAGUUUCCAGGGGAGCAGUGUGAUCCGUGCUUACAGGGACCAGCAGAGGUUCAUUUCCAAGAGCAAUUUUCUAGUGGAUGAGAAUCAGCGAAAGUGCUUCCCUGGAGCAGUUGCUGACAGGUGGCUUGCUACAAACCUGGAGUUUCUAGGCAAUGGCAUCGUGUUAUUUGCAGCACUGUUUGCAACAAUGGGCAGAAAACAUCUUAGUCCAGGCACUGCUGGCUUCUCCAUUUCAUGUGCCCUUCAGAUAACUGGUGUUCUCAACUGGAUGGUGCGCUCCUGGACAGAAAUAGAGAACAACAUUGUCUCUGUGGAGAGAGUGAGAGAGUACUUGAGGACUCCCAAGGAGGCUCCCUGGACUCUGGAUGACAAAUCUCAAGGUCAGGCUUGGCUCAGUGAAGGAAGAAUUGAGUUUAGAAACUACAGUUUGAGAUACAGGCCAGACCUGGAGUUAGCACUGAAGCAUGUCAAUCUGACCAUCAACAGGCAAGAGAAGGUCGGCAUCACUGGAAGAACAGGAGCUGGGAAAUCUACUCUUGCUGUGGGGUUGCUGCGAUUAGUGGAAGCUGCAGAAGGACAGAUCCUAAUUGAUGGACUAGAUAUUGCUCAACUGGGUCUCCAUGACCUUAGAACCAAGAUAACUCUCAUCCCUCAGGAUCCAGUUUUGUUUUCUGGCUCUCUAAGAAUGAAUCUCGACCCACUAAACCAGUACAGUGAUGCAGACAUCUGGACAGCUUUGGAACUGACUCAGCUCAAGAACUUUGUUGCAGAUUUGCCAGAUCAGUUGGAAUAUAAGUGCACUGACCAAGGGGAAAACCUAAGCACUGGGCAGAAACAGCUGGUUUGCCUGGCCAGAGCACUUCUUCAGAAAGCCAAAAUCCUCAUUCUAGAUGAGGCCACAGCAGCAGUAGAUGUAGAAACUGAUCUUCAGAUUCAGUCCACCCUGAGGACUCAGUUCAAAGACAGCACAGUGUUAACAAUAGCUCACCGGAUAAACACCAUCAUGGACUGUGACAGGAUUUUAGUCUUGGAAAAUGGCCAGGUAGCUGAAUUUGAUACUCCGGAACACUUAAUAGCUCAGAAGGGACUGUUCUACAGACUGAUGGAAGAAUCAGGCCUCGUGUGACUCACUCACAGAGUACACCAGAAUGCCACCAUUAUCAGGAAUAAUUCAUCUCAUAAUUGAGUGACACUCAGCCAAAUCUUGGCUGAGCUACAACCACAGUGAGCAGAUGAAAAGGGACGUCUCGGGAUACGCAUCACUUCCAUAAGAAACUUAGCGACUCCAUUUUCAUUAUGUUUCCAGGUCCCAAAACCUCCAUCUUUUGUUAGAAAUGAGCCAAAACUUAAAUGCCUUGUUGCUUUUAAGGUAUGAAAGCAAACAACCCAAAAGAAAAAGAUGAUAGCAUUUCCAAUUUAUACUAUAAAUGGAGCCUAAAUAUGCUGCCACACUCAAAGAUGACACAGAUUAUUUUCAAGAGCCAACAAGAUUUUAUGGACAGCAAGCAAGAAUUCAACUGGUAUCAAGCUAACUUAACUGUUUACAGCUUGUCCUAAGUUCGGGACAGAACAAAUUCAGUCUUUUACCAAUGUCUUAAAAGACUGCUCACUGAACACUGCUGUUACCACAGGUGUGGACUUCAGGCAGCAGCUGGAUCUAGUCACCCAAAUUGCACAAAGACUGAGGGAGCAGAGAAGAGGCAGCGGGAUGUCACUAAGUGUGAGAGCAUUACAGCUGCCUGUGGGCAGCCUGUUGUUGCAGCUGGGGACCAGAGCUACACCAUUGCUUUCCGUGGCAGUGAUUCAUGCUUGCAGAGGCACAACCAACUGCCUGGAGGAAGGGAGACAGCUUGCACAUAGGCUCACUGACGCAAGAGAGAGUAACCUGGCUGGGACUGAGCAGCAGAGCAUUCCUUGUGCUUGGAGGCUUGGAGCAGCCCUGCUGUCAGAUGCUGGUUGGUCACAGCAGAGCACAUCCAAACACCAAUGCCAAUGUGUCCAAACUGAAUGUGGCCACAAGGACUUUGCACGGCUGAAAGCAUCCUCCUCUGGUCCCUGCAGCAUGGCAGGUGGGGAAGGUAGCAGGGACUCACCUGCCAACCUUGUGGGUCAUUCCUGGUUUUCUUCUGGAGUGCAAGUUUACCUCCUGCAUGUGCCACCCUGGCACUGCAGAGCCUCAGGCAUGGUCAUCCUCCAGCUGUUACUUUAACCCACAACAGCAGCUGAAAGCAAAGCCUUCCUGUGCUUCCCACAGUGCCAAGGAGCUGCCCUCGGAGCUGUCCCCAAGUCUCUCCUCAGGAAUCACAAUACAAUGUGACAAACCACAUUGUAAGAUACUUCUGUUUCCUGUGACUUUUGUUAAACAUUUUACUUCCUAGAAAGCUGAAAUAAAAACAGA
Molecule: messenger RNA, 5832 nt
Organism: Colius striatus (speckled mousebird)
Lineage: Eukaryota; Metazoa; Chordata; Aves; Coliiformes; Coliidae
Gene: ABCC6
Product: ATP binding cassette subfamily C member 6
Exons: 31
Coding region: 25-4560 (1511 amino acids)
Biological process (GO): transmembrane transport
Cellular component (GO): membrane
Molecular function (GO): ABC-type transporter activity; ATP hydrolysis activity; ATP binding
Source: RefSeq, a predicted model, not a curated record